This is a messenger RNA of Saprolegnia parasitica CBS 223.65, 1596 nucleotides long. RefSeq names its product serine hydroxymethyltransferase 2. Gene Ontology annotation, biological process: L-serine catabolic process; folic acid metabolic process; tetrahydrofolate interconversion. Bases 45 to 1433 code for a protein of 462 amino acids. Gene Ontology annotation, cellular component: cytoplasm. The record is from RefSeq and is a predicted model, not a curated record. The transcript has a single exon. NCBI's taxonomy places the organism in Eukaryota, Oomycota, Saprolegniomycetes, Saprolegniales, Saprolegniaceae. Gene Ontology annotation, molecular function: serine binding; zinc ion binding; cobalt ion binding.
UUGCCUUUUGCCUCCUUCGUCGCAGCAGCCUCCUCUUCCUCACCAUGUCGGCCUCCGGUAACAUUAGCUUGGAACAGCACGACCCGGAGAUGUUCAACCUCAUCGAGGCCGAGAAGAACCGCCAGUGGAAGUGCUUGGAGCUCAUCGCGUCCGAGAACUUCACGUCGCGCGCCGUCAUGGACUGCCUUGGCUCGUGCUUGACCAAUAAGUACGCCGAGGGCAUCCCGAGCGCGCGCUACUAUGGCGGUAACGAGGUCAUUGACAAGAUCGAGACGCUCUGCCAGACGCGCGCCUUGAAGGCGUAUGGCCUCAACCCCGAAGAGUGGGGUGUCAACGUGCAGCCGUACUCGGGCUCGCCGGCCAACUUUGCCGUCUACACGGCGCUCCUCCGCCCGCACGACCGCAUCAUGGGCCUCGACUUGCCCAGUGGUGGCCACUUGACCCACGGCUUUUACACGUACUCCAAGGCCGAGAACACGCGCAAGGCCGUCUCGGCGACCUCGGUCUACUUUGAGUCGCUCCCGUACCGCGUGCACCCCGAGACGGGCCUCGUCGACUUUGAGAAGCUCGCCGAGACCGCCGCGCUCUUCAAGCCCGCCAUGAUUGUCUGCGGUGGCAGCGCGUACCCGCGUGACUGGGACUACGCCGCGUUCCGCAAGAUCGCCGACGACAACGGCUCGCUCCUCAUGUGCGACAUGGCCCACUACUCGGGCCUCGUCGCUGCCCAGGAGCACGCGAGCCCGUUCGAGUUCUGCGACGUGGUCACGACGACGACGCACAAGAGUCUCCGCGGCCCGCGCGCCGGCAUGAUCUUCUUCCGCAAGGACACGCGUGGCUUUGAGAACAAGAUCAACCAGGCUGUCUUCCCUGCGCUUCAGGGCGGCCCGCACGAGCACCAGAUCGCGGCCAUCGCGACGCAGCUCAAGGAGGUCAUGACGCCCGAGUUCAAGGCGUACGCCAAGCAGGUCAAGUCCAACUGCCGUGCGAUCGCGGCCGCGCUUGUCGAGUACGGCUAUGUCCUCUCGACGGGCGGCACUGACAACCACUUGCUUCUCUGGGACCUCCGCCCCGUCGGCAUUACCGGCUCCAAGAUGGAGAAGCUUUGUGACGAAGUGUGCAUCACGCUCAACAAGAACUCGGUGCUUGGUGACCGCAGCGCCGUCACGCCCGGUGGCGUCCGCGUCGGCACGCCGGCCUUGACUUCGCGUGGCUUCAAGGAGGCCGACUUUGUGACUGUUGCCGGCUUCCUCCACCGCGCCGUCCAGCUCUGCCUCGAGAUCCAGGCGACGACGGGCAAGAAGAUCGUCGACUUCAACAAGGCGCUCGAGUCGCAUGCCGGCGUCAAGGCGCUCCGCGCCGAUGUCAACGCGUUUGCGACCAAGUUCAACAUGCCCGGCUUUGACGUCGCGUCGAUGCGCAACAAGACCAUCUAAGAAGGGUCGAGCUUAUAUAUAUAACACCGUAGUAGACGUGUCCAUCGGCGUCCGACCGCGUCUCCGACGAGUAGACAAAUUCGUGUACUUCUCGCAGUGCGCUCGGCGUCCUGCAUACGUCGUUUUGCCAAUACAAUACUUUUACCACGUCUGGAGAUUGGAC